This is a messenger RNA of Oreochromis aureus, 1606 nucleotides long. RefSeq lists its product as uncharacterized. NCBI's taxonomy places the organism in Eukaryota, Metazoa, Chordata, Actinopteri, Cichliformes, Cichlidae. The record is from RefSeq and is a predicted model, not a curated record. The transcript has 4 exons. The coding region runs from base 168 to 1034 and encodes 288 amino acids.
UGAGGGUGGGAGAAGAGAGCUCAUUUCAUCACUUUGACUGGACGACUUGCUCAUUUCACGGCUGCAAUUGGACUGGGAUAUUAAGCUGAAUUUCAAAGAGACUGUGAUACUUGGUGUAAUUUUACAGGACAGAAGCUGAAUCCCCAGCAGGCACCUAACUGUUCAAGAUGUGGAAACAAGUCCUGCAAUUAGUUAGUUCUGAAAAAACCGGUCCCCUCGGGAUAGUCAUCGGGAUGGUCAUUGUCACUCUUUAUCUGCAGAACACGACGUGCCCUUGCACAGGACGCACGUUUGAAUGUAAUGAAAUCAUCGUCGUGCCUGUUUUUUUUAUAUUUUUCCUGGUGCUCCUGAUAGACCAGACAUUUCGGAGCACCGCGAAACAUCCAUCCACGUUUUUAUGCCUUGUAGCGAAGCGCGUUAUCAGAGCGUUUCUAAUCAGUCUGCUGUGGAUUGUAGCUGUGUUGCUUGUCACGGACUGGUAUGGUUGCUGUAACACUGAUGAAAACACGAGCAAGCUGUUCUGCAAAUCUGAGAACUUCACAACUGAACAAAAAGCUCAAAAAGAUGAAGCGGAAAUCAGGUCAAGGCUUACUGCUUACUCUCUGCUCCUGGGCAUGACUGUUGUAGCUUUCUUCAUGACUUGGAGUGGGUGGAGAAAAUGGUUUAUAAAAAAAAUUAGUUGGUGCAACAAGAAAACUUUUUACUACAAACUGAUUUUGGAAGAAGAGAAAAAAGUUCUGGAGGAGCUUUUGAGGAAAGAAGCAAAUGAGACUUUGACUAAAGAAAUUAUGAGCAACAUAAAAAGGAAAGACUGGGACGGCUGUUUUAAUGUUGCUCAACAAAUGAUCAAUAAAGCAAAACACCAAAAACCAGAAGCAACCAACCAGCAGAUCAACUGGAUCAGUGAGGGGAGCUCCAACAGAGGGGGACAGCAUCAUCAAGCAGCAGCACAUCAGCAGGCACAAAACUAUGAACUUGAUGCAGUGGCAAAAGAAAACACAGACACCAUGCCGUUAUUUAACGAAUCCGCCUGAAAGAACAUCAAGUGACACAGCUCCAGAAACAACGCAAGCGACCACAGACAAGUUAUACACCUUGUCACAGUGGUCGCUUCUUGUCAUCACAGCUGAGAGGGGAUAAAAAGUCUUAAUGUCCAGCCUAAUGUGAUUAAAAAUGAUCAGAGUGCUAAAACAGAACUUUCCCUUUUUCCCUAAAAUAUAAGUUUGAUCGACAUAAUAAUGAGAAAAGUUGUUUGAGUAGUACAAAUGACUGUUCUAAUGUCAUUGUUUCGUUGUGUGUGUGUGUGUGUGUGUGUGUGUGUGUGUGUGUGUGUGUGUGUGUGUGUGUGUUAGUGGCUAGAUCCACUGAUCUCAAUGAAUGCCUGACUUUUAAAUUGAUUUAAUAAAAAGUUGUAUGAAAUAAAUGGUGAAUAACAAACAGUUUUUGAAAGGAUGCAUUUCUCAGUAUUUGAAUUAAAUAGGGAUUAUGUUACAAUGAAUGUUCAUGUGAAAAUGUGCUAAAGACAAAUCUAACUGAAAUAGAAUUACAUAAACUGAGUGAAACAUGAAGUGAAUUAUAUCCAUAUAUGACCGAAUGUUUAAAUGUG